CCGCCCCUGGAGCGUCACAUCCCCGAAGCCGACUGCGCGAGUGGCGGCGGUUUCCGGUUCGGGGCUAGUCGCACAGCGCCGAUCUGCAUUGCCGGGCGGUUCCCCCAGCCCCCCUCGGAGCCUCGCACCUGCCGCCGCCAUGUCAACAAGUGGCCCUGGAAGCUCAAGUAAUGCCUCUGGCAGUAAUCGUCGCCUUCAGCAGACACAACACCAAGUAGAUGAGGUGGUUGACAUCAUGAGGGUGAAUGUAGACAAGGUGUUGGAACGAGAUCAGAAGCUGUCGGAGUUGGAUGACCGUGCUGACGCACUGCAGGCAGGAGCUUCCCAAUUUGAGACCAGUGCUGCCAAGCUGAAAAGAAAGUAUUGGUGGAAAAAUUGUAAGAUGUGGGCAAUAUUGAUAGCAGUUGUUCUCAUCAUUAUCAUCAUCAUCAUUGUCUGGAGUGUGUCCCCGUGAGUUACAAGAAGAAAUGCAAACCAGCGGAAGCCAUCUCUCUCUCCUUCAAACCUGCUGUAUUCUCAAGCUUGCACCUACUAAUGUAUAAAACAAAAUUAUUUUGAUUAGUCAUGUGUUAACUUUCUCUGGUUUAUAGAAAAUGUGCCUUUAUUUAAAAGUUACACUCCUAAUUUUAAAAUGCUAAUAAGCACAGCCCACACCUUGCACAGUGCCUUGGUAAUCUUGAGUAUGAGCUGGUGAAGAGGAUUUCAUGUUUGCAUCUGAGAAUCUAGAAGCAAUGUAUUGUUGCCAGUGACUACUGCAUUCUAGAUAAAUGUGAAGAGUGUUUGGAUAUCUGUCCUCUUCACUGUCUCUUCUGCGCCCCAAUUUAAAAGUGUCUUUUCUAACACAUUACUGAAGGGGUGGGAACCAAAUCUUAAAUUUGUGCCUUCUUGAAAGAAACUUUUAACACCUCUGCCAUUUGAACAGACUUUGCCUGCCUUGUCUUAUUCCAUUAAUGCCUUCGGACUAGUUGUGGAAGAGCCUGCCACCCUUCUAAACACUACUUGUCGUUCACUGUCUUAUGAAUAUGCAGUUAAAUUCUAUUAUUGAAGCUCUAAAGAUUUGAGCACUGAACCAUUAGUGCUGCCUUGUGGCAUUUGUGAUUAAAGACGUCUUUUAAGGUGUUUACAUUAUCUUCAAAAGACAGUCUGUCACUUUUGGUGCCAGUUUAAUCUGAAAGAGUACCUUUAAAAAUGUUUAGUGUUUGUCAUGUAGACACUAAAGUUGGCUUUGUUUGGGGUUUUUGUCUUUUGCUAAAAAGUAGUUCAGUGAAGGCUUUUCUCUGCAAUCCAGCAAGAUGUUUCCAGUGUAGAAUCAGUGCCAAAUGUAGUUUAAAAUUUUAUAUGUAUUUAUAUGUAAUCUGUUCGUAUUACUUCACAAACUGUCUUCCCUCUAAACUAGUCUUCAGAGUGAGUGUUCCCUUAGGACUUCAGGAAAGGCUGGUAACAAAUAGUGUUGCCUCGUCCCUUUUAUCGCCGGACUUUUUAGGUAUGGGUGACUGCUCUCCAUGAGGAGGGGAAAAAAAUAACUUGAUACUUCACCCAUUGAGUCACCACUGUGUGUACUCUGUCUAAUCUGCCUGUUUCUAAUUUCUUCCCAGUCCUUGUUUCUACUUCCUCUGUAUAGUUUUCCUUUCUCUUGUCUCUUUUCCUCCCUUACGUUUCGGGAUAGAUUUGCAAGUAGCUACACUGUGUAAUUGGUUCACAAACCUAAUUGACAUAGCCUACUUCUUUGAGUGUUGGAUGUUGCUUUAGCUGUUGAAUUAUGAGCCAGACUCUUGAUGGACAACUACCAGAAAGAUGUGACAAAGCACUCGGAGGGUGGCUAAGCCCAAUGAUGGAUCUGCUCUCUAAGCACCUGGGAAGAAAUAUUGAUCUCUUUACCCCAAAGUACAGGAUGCUUUAGAAUGGUUUUUUUGAUAGUGAGUGUUGUGAAAAGUUGCUCUGUUGGCUUAUAAUUAACUGUCUACGGCCUUGCCUGCUUCUUUGAGGAUGAAGAGGGAGAGAGGGGCAAGGAUUUCUGUGCCUACUGAAGUACUUUAAUUUCUGCUCUACCUUCAUCAUUGCAGUGACUAAAUGUACAAAGUCUCUUAGAAAAAUAACUCUACUGUAUGAAUGCACCAUGGACCAGUAACGAAGCUAACUGUACAAACUGAAAUCUUAUUAACUCACAAUUAAGAAAUUUUUUACUAUUAUCUUUAUGUGCAUCUUUUAAAGAAAUAUCAACUCUGUAUACUAGUUCCUGUACUUUCAGAGGUUUCUAAGUGUAUGUCCUCAGGAGGGCAUGUGUCCCUGCACUGUGUUGGCAAAGAUGCCUUUGUAACAUUUAAUAAAGUGGCUUUUGAAACUCC
This is a messenger RNA of Gopherus flavomarginatus (Mexican gopher tortoise), 2345 nucleotides long. It is a transcript of the gene VAMP3, whose product is annotated as vesicle associated membrane protein 3. The record is from RefSeq and is a predicted model, not a curated record. The transcript has 5 exons. Lineage: Eukaryota; Metazoa; Chordata; Testudines; Testudinidae. Gene Ontology annotation, molecular function: syntaxin-1 binding; SNAP receptor activity. Gene Ontology annotation, cellular component: plasma membrane; SNARE complex. Gene Ontology annotation, biological process: vesicle-mediated transport; SNARE complex assembly; vesicle fusion. The coding region runs from base 140 to 454 and encodes 104 amino acids.